Onychomys torridus (southern grasshopper mouse) is the source of this 1833-nucleotide messenger RNA. It is a transcript of the gene Dync1li2, whose product is annotated as dynein cytoplasmic 1 light intermediate chain 2. Gene Ontology annotation, biological process: microtubule-based movement; microtubule cytoskeleton organization. The transcript has 13 exons. Bases 205 to 1683 code for a protein of 492 amino acids. Gene Ontology annotation, molecular function: dynein heavy chain binding. Gene Ontology annotation, cellular component: cytoplasmic dynein complex; centrosome. NCBI's taxonomy places the organism in Eukaryota, Metazoa, Chordata, Mammalia, Rodentia, Cricetidae. The record is from RefSeq and is a predicted model, not a curated record.
UCCGGCUCGCUGCCUGACGGAGCAACCUCCCUCGCUGCGGCGAUCCCGCGACCGCUGACGCACGCGGACAUCGCCAGUCCGUCGGGACGCGCUGGCUAGCGAAGCUUCUGCGGCUGGGCGGGCGGGCGGCGCGGCCCGGCCGGGGUCCUUGCGGGUCCUCGGCCGGCCCGGGGGAGGGCCCUCUUUGUGGCUGCAGUUGGCAAGAUGGCGCCGGUGGGGGUGGAGAAGAAGCUGCUGCUGGGCCCCAAUGGGCCAGCGGUGGCGGCCGCCGGCGACCUAACCAGUGAAGAGGAGGAAGGCCAGAGCCUGUGGUCUUCGAUCUUGAGCGAAGUGUCCACCCGCGCCAGGUCUAAGCUGCCCUCCGGCAAGAACAUUCUGGUGUUCGGAGAAGAUGGUUCUGGUAAAACAACCCUCAUGACCAAACUACAAGGAGCAGAGCAUGGCAAAAAAGGAAGAGGCUUGGAGUAUCUUUACCUCAGCGUUCAUGAUGAGGAUCGAGAUGACCACACCCGCUGCAAUGUGUGGAUUUUAGAUGGAGAUCUCUACCACAAAGGCCUGCUGAAAUUUGCAGUUUCAGCUGAAUCUUUGCCGGAGACCCUGGUCAUUUUUGUUGCAGACAUGUCUAGACCUUGGACUGUAAUGGAAUCUCUACAGAAGUGGGCUAGUGUUUUACGUGAGCACAUUGACAAGAUGAAAAUUCCACCAGAGGAAAUGAGGGAUCUGGAACGGAAAUUUAUGAAAGAUUUUCAAGAUUAUGUCGAGCCUGAAGAAGGUUGUCAGGGUUCCCCACAGAGAAGAGGGCCUCUGACCUCAGGCUCAGAUGAAGACAGUGUUGCCCUCCCUCUGGGUGACAAUGUGCUGACUCAUAACCUGGGGAUCCCAGUGUUGGUGGUGUGCACAAAGUGUGAUGCAGUGAGCAUAUUGGAGAAGGAACAUGAUUACAGGGAUGAGCACUUGGACUUCAUCCAGUCACACCUACGGAGAUUCUGCCUCCAAUAUGGAGCUGCCUUGAUUUACACCUCAGUGAAGGAAGAGAAAAACCUUGACUUGCUGUAUAAGUACAUUGUUCAUAAAACAUAUGGCUUCCACUUUACCAUACCCGCCUUAGUUGUGGAAAAGGACGCAGUUUUUAUACCUGCAGGCUGGGAUAAUGAAAAGAAAAUAGCUAUUUUACAUGAAAAUUUUACAACUGUGAAGCCAGAAGAUGCAUAUGAAGAUUUUAUUGUAAAACCUCCUGUGAGAAAGCUGGUCCAUGACAAGGAGUUGGCAGCAGAGGAUGAGCAAGCAUUCCUAAUGAAACAACAGUCACUUCUUGCCAAGCAGCCUGCCACGCCCACAAGAACCUCCGAAUCUCCUGCUAGAGGACCCUCUGGCUCUCCAAGAACCCAGGGUCGGGGUGGACCAGCUAGUGUGCCAAGCACCUCCCCAGGAACAUCAGUAAAGAAACCAGAUCCAAACAUCAAAAAUAAUGCAGCAAGUGAAGGGGUAUUGGCCAGCUUCUUCAAUAGUCUGUUGAGUAAAAAAACAGGCUCUCCUGGAAGUCCUAGUGCUGGUGGAGUACAGAACACAGCCAAGAAGUCAGGACAAAAGACUGUGUUGUCAAACGUUCAGGAAGAACUGGAUAGAAUGACUCGAAAGCCAGACUCCAUGGUAACAAACUCUUCAACAGAAAAUGAAGCCUGAUCCUCCUUUAAAAGUGCACAUGUCAAAUGACCAAAUAACUAUGUAUAUUCAUCUGAUAAGACCAGGAUUUUUCUGAUAUGGCACAUGCUAUCAGUUUUUUGGGGUAGGGGAGAUGAACUUUUAAAAAAAUAUACACUUCAUUGGCUUGUC